UUUUAUCUUCUUCAAGCAUCAAGCAAGUUAAAGUUUCGUUAAGUUUGAAAAUCAAAAAGAAAAUUAGUUUAUUUGUAGGUACUGAACAUGUUUUUAACUUGGUCAUCUUUUAAUAACAUAAGGAUGCUCCUAAUGGCUUGCAUGCCUAUUGUUAUAUUCUAUUUGAUAUGGUUAGUCAAUACUUCAGAAGGAAUACGCAGUGAAGAAGGAACACUCUUGGAUCUAAUCUGCUGGCCUGAUGGGAAUGCGAUCCCUGUCAUCAUAGCAUGCGGAUCUACUGUGGCAGUUGUUAUUGAGUUAUAUGGAUUGUACCAACUGUUUAAAGCCGGGUUGCCGAAGAGAGAGUAUAAUGUAACAAAUGGGCUUUAUUAUUAUGUGUGGGCUCUCAUCAUUAUCAUUAUAAUUUUCCUGGCGAUUAUGUUUUAUUCUGGACUUCAAUCAACUAUCAUCAGAGCAAAAAUAAAGGGCGGUAUCACGAAAGCGAUGCUCAGGUACUCCACACAUUUGCCGUCCAAAGUGGCUGUGGACCGCUUGCAGACGCGCUUCCAUUGCUGUGGCCGAGUCAACUACCAGGAGUGGUUCUUCAUACCUUGGUACACCGCUGGACAGAGCACAGAUAAUAAUAUAUCCUCACUAUCGCAUCGCAAGUUCGUGGCGGAUGACGUGCCUUACAGCUGUUGCUCUAUGACAGCGAUGUGGCCUUGCAUCCACCAUGGGAUCACGCAGGUCGGGAAAAUUUACAAGUAUGAUCCAUCACAACAGUUAACAAUUUGGGAAGAUGGUUGUGAAGAAAAAUUAAUAGGCGAAAUGAUGUCGGUCUCCUGGCGUUUUAAUUCAGUAAUGGCUCUUAUAAUAAUAGCGAUGAUUUUGCAAAUCAUAGCAGUUCGUUAUCUCCACACUGCGUACAAAAAUGGUCUUCACGUCAGAAACCAAAUCACUUGCGAAGCAUACUUGCUCCGGUCUAAUACAGACACGAAAGUGGACAGAGGGACUAAAAAGAAAUUGUUCAAGAAAAGAUUUCGCCAAGCUCGCACUCUACAAUGGAUGACCGCAACGUAUCAUCCGAAAGGACGAUGUGCGACAUCAUCGGGAUCAGAUUUUAAUAGCUCUGAUGAAUUAUUGAAACCUAUUUAUGAAUAAAAUGUGAUAAUAUUAACCACUUCUAUAAACUGGGUUGCCAUAUUUUUAAGCAUGCUCGUACGUUUGACUAGAAGUGCGCGAACACCGAGCAUGCAUCUCACAUGCGUCACGUCGCGCAAGCGUACGAAUUUGUUUUCACUUUUAAAUAAAUAGGAAUGUAGGUACCUUACUACCU
Molecule: messenger RNA, 1315 nt
Organism: Maniola jurtina (meadow brown)
Lineage: Eukaryota; Metazoa; Arthropoda; Insecta; Lepidoptera; Nymphalidae
Product: rod outer segment membrane protein 1-like
Exons: 6
Coding region: 88-1140 (350 amino acids)
Cellular component (GO): membrane
Source: RefSeq, a predicted model, not a curated record